UGCUGAGCGCCGCAGUGCGCAUGCUCAGCGUAGUAGCCGGUCAUGGCGGCGGUGUGUGUUCGUCCAUGAGGUGGGGGGACGCCUGCGAUUCCUGCGGUCUGUGACGGAGCCAUCCGAGAGACACGCUGCCAUGGCUGGAGUGUUUGACAUUGACCUGGACCAGCCGGAGGAGAAUGUCUCCGACGAUGAGAUCGAGGAGGCUUCAAUCAAUGAUAUCAUGGAUCAGUGUAGCGGCUUCGAGUUCAACAUGGACGACUGCGAGAAGAUCGAGAUAUCGGAGGACAACGUCAACCAGGGGACGGAGAACAUCCGGCCGGAGUGCUUCGAGCUGCUGCGGGUCUUGGGGAAAGGUGGUUAUGGAAAGGUUUUCCAAGUCCGAAAAGUUGUUGGCGCUGCAACGGGCAAAAUAUUUGCCAUGAAAGUUUUAAAAAAGGCUAUGAUUGUGCGCAACGCCAAGGACACAGCCCACACCAAGGCGGAGAGGAACAUCCUGGAGGAGGUGAAGCAUCCCUUCAUUGUCGAUCUCAUCUACGCCUUCCAGACAGGAGGGAAGCUGUACCUCAUCCUGGAGUACCUGAGUGGAGGAGAACUCUUCAUGCAGCUGGAGAGGGAGGGCAUCUUCAUGGAAGACACAGCCUGUUUCUACCUGGCAGAGAUCUCCAUGGCUCUGGGCCACCUGCACCAGAAGGGCAUCAUCUACAGAGACCUGAAGCCUGAGAACAUCAUGCUCAACAACCAAGGCCACGUGAAGUUGACAGACUUCGGGCUGUGUAAAGAGUCCAUUCACGACGGCACAGUCACCCACACUUUCUGUGGAACCAUCGAAUACAUGGCUCCAGAGAUCUUGAUGAGAAGCGGACACAACAGAGCAGUGGACUGGUGGAGUCUGGGCGCUCUGAUGUACGACAUGCUCACAGGCGCGCCACCGUUCACAGGUGAGAACCGGAAAAAGACCAUCGACAAGAUCCUGAAGUGCAAGCUCAGCCUCCCGCCCUACCUCACACAAGAAGCUCGAGAUCUGCUGAAACGGUUGUUGAAGAGAAACGCCUCAUCGCGGCUGGGAGCUGGAGCAGGAGACGCCACGGAGGUGCAGGCUCAUCCGUUCUUUCGACACAUCAACUGGGAGGAUCUGCUGGCUCGGAAAGUGGAGCCUCCUUUCAAACCUUUCCUGCAAUCGGCCGAAGAUGUGAGUCAGUUUGACUCGAAGUUCACCAGUCAGACGCCUGUGGACAGCCCUGAUGACUCCACCCUCAGUGAGAGUGCUAAUCAAGCCUUCCUGGGUUUCACGUAUGUCGCUCCAUCAGUCCUGGAUAACAUUAAAGAAAGGUUCUCAUUUGAGCCCAAAACCCGCUCACCUCGACGGAUCCUGGGCAGCCCAAGAACACCUCUCAGUCCAGUCAAAUACGCAGGGGGGGACUGCUGGCCCCGGAGCCCGCUCCUCACUGGCGGAGGAUCAAGCGUCCUCCAGUCUCCUCAGGACCAGGCCAUGGAACUGUCCACCCCAGAGCAGAUGGAUGUCACAAACAGCUCCGAGGUCUCGGCCCCUCUUCCCAUCCGUAAGCCUACAGGCGUCAACCUGGGUCAGAUGAAGCAGCAAGCGUACCCUGUCGCGGCCAAGCGGCCCGAACAUCUACGUAUGAACCUAUGACCCACCGUACCUCUUUAGGAGAGUUUAUUUCCUGACUCUUUUUUUUCUUUCUUUAUUGAUAUUUUUUAAGAAACAAAGCAAAAAGAGAUGGAUGCUAGAGACAAUGAAAAUCUAAAAAUUGCACAUCCGCACACUACAUAUACUGUCACAAGCUGGAGUUUGUGGGUCUGGGACUCGGGCGUGCUGCAGUCGAGAGCUACCAACAACAUCACCAUCUCACCACUUCUCCCCGAUGCCUCAGGUGUGACCUGAAACCCCCUCCCCUCCCCUCCUCCCUCCCUCCCCCUCCUCCUCCCAUUACAAAGUAGACUUCCAAGACUUGAAAUAUAUUGAGGAGCUACAGCCUUUGUGUGAUCGUGAACUCGAAGGUGAUAAAGUAUCACACAGUAUGCAAGCGAUUAAAGCUAAAAUGCAGCCAGUCUACUGUAGGAGAUGACGUCCAAAGUGCUCUGUGCUUUUUAAAUGAAUUCCAGUGAGAAACUGCUUCCAUGGGGAGAUUGUGACAGUAUUUCUUCUUAGACUCAAAUGCUUCCUGGCUCUGAAUGAAAAGAAACGAAUGAGGUUUGUGAUUGAAAAAGAUAAAUCAUCAUCAUCGUGAGCAGUGGAGAAGCGGAGGUUCUGGUACUGAUUAACAUAGGUUCGCAUCUUCUGAUGUUUUAUGAAAUGGCUGCAUUAACUGUGCUAUGGUGAAUCAGAGAACCCAAAUUAAAGGAGAAGAAAAAAACA
This is a messenger RNA of Hippoglossus stenolepis (Pacific halibut), 2374 nucleotides long. It is a transcript of the gene rps6kb1b, whose product is annotated as ribosomal protein S6 kinase b, polypeptide 1b. Gene Ontology annotation, biological process: protein phosphorylation; signal transduction. Gene Ontology annotation, molecular function: ATP binding; protein serine/threonine kinase activity. The record is from RefSeq and is a predicted model, not a curated record. The coding region runs from base 131 to 1648 and encodes 505 amino acids. Lineage: Eukaryota; Metazoa; Chordata; Actinopteri; Pleuronectiformes; Pleuronectidae. The transcript has 15 exons.